Saprolegnia parasitica CBS 223.65 is the source of this 1323-nucleotide messenger RNA. RefSeq lists its product as hypothetical. The transcript has 5 exons. The record is from RefSeq and is a predicted model, not a curated record. Gene Ontology annotation, molecular function: metal ion binding. Bases 1 to 1323 code for a protein of 440 amino acids. Lineage: Eukaryota; Oomycota; Saprolegniomycetes; Saprolegniales; Saprolegniaceae.
AUGGUCCGUACCGCUCCGCCGUCCUCGGCCAAUAGUCCACGCACGACGCUCUCCAGCUCCAAGUUUCGCUACGAAGCCCUCUCGGCACAAGAGACCAAGUACCUCGAGUCGCUCGCAGAAACCAACGUCCGCCAGCUCUGCGACGCCCAACUGACCUUCUACGACGCCAAGCUUUGGCCGUGCGUGCGCGAGUCGCCAAGUCUUCGCCUCUUUCAAGGUCCACCUGCCAAUAACGACGCGGCGACGACACCGUUCCGGGCCUCGACCACGAUCCACGCCUCGUUCCAAGAGCUCAUCGCGCUCUUUACCAAGUCGACGGUCGAGCCAGGCCAGUUGCCGUUCAAGCAGCCCCACGACGGCGUCGUCGACAGCGCGAUCGUGCUCGAGAUUCCGUCAACGCUCGCGCACCGACGCAUCUUUGUGCGAUGGAUGGCCAUCGAGUGCCUGAAACCGCUGCGAAACCGUGACUUUUGCCUCCUCGAGGUCCACGACAAUGUGCUACUGCCGACGGGCGCCCGCGCGUUUGUCAUUUCCCAGCAUUCGAUCCGCCUUCACGAGGCGUGCCCCGACAUGGAAGGCUCGGUCGGCCUCGUCCGCGGCUCGAUGUACAACUCGGGGAUCGUGGUGACAGAAACAACGGUGCAAGGCGUCCUCGAAGUGCGUGCGAUCGUCGAUAUGGAUUUAAAGGGGCGCGUCCCAUCCUUUCUGCACACGCGCAUCGUGCGCCAGCGCGCGGCGCGCCUCCAAACGAUCCACCACUCGAUCCAAGUGUCGCGAGUCAAGGGCCGUCCCACCGAGGUCCAGCGCGAUAGCCGCAGUCACUGCGCCGGCUGCCACAAGAGCUUCGCAUCGUUCUUUCGGCAAUGGCACCGCAAGCACAACUGCGCCAUCUGCGGCGAGAUCUUUUGUCGCCACUGCACGCAGAGCUGCACGGCCGAGCCACAGAAGCGCGUCUGCAAUGCGUGCGUUGGCUCUAUGGUCGAGUACACACUUCGCAGUCCGUUUACAGAUCCAAGUGCAGAGUAUGAAGGCACGCCGUCACUCUUUGAAGAUGAUUUUGAGAGUACUAUCGUCGACCCCAAGCAGAACCGGCAGUACCACCCGUGCACGAUGCGGGAAAACCUCCUCCAACUGAUUGAGCCUCCGGUCUCGGAGCGCCGGCGCCGCCCCGCCUCGAUGAAGUCGCCAGACGUCACCCUCGAAGCACUGCGCAUGGAGUACGGAAGCACGCCGAGCGUCGAAGCGCGCACGGUUCUCUUCCCAGCAACGGCGACGACCUCUUCCUCUCGAUCCUCGACCACGAUUGAUGACAUGAACUUUUAA